Molecule: messenger RNA, 915 nt
Organism: Pseudogymnoascus verrucosus
Lineage: Eukaryota; Fungi; Ascomycota; Leotiomycetes; Thelebolales; Thelebolaceae
Exons: 1
Coding region: 1-915 (304 amino acids)
Source: RefSeq, a predicted model, not a curated record
AUGGCAUACUACAACCAGCCCAACAGCACGGACUACGACGAUCUACCCGAUCUACUACCCUACGAACCCCCUAGCAACAGUCCCUACGGCGAGCCUGUCGAUAUGGCAUACCCGCGGUCUAUGUUCAUGGGGGAUAUGUUCCCCUCACCUCCUCGGCACAGAGACACACCAUCCUCGAGCUACUCCUCCGCUACUCUCUCUUCGUCCCCCUACAAUGAGUCCACUCAGGAGCCCUCGCAGCAACCCACCCAGGAGUCCACCCACACCCCCACAGGACCCUCCACGUCCAGCCCAGGCCACUACUCCCCCUGCUCCUCCCGCAGAACCUACUCAUCCCCCUCCUCCCCCAGCAUGCCAGACCUGGAAGACGUUCCUCGCGCCCAAUAUCAGCCUUUCUCUGAGGGUGAGGACACUGAGGCGGAGAAUACGGAGUAUGCACCUUCGCAGAGUGAGAGAGUGGAGCCGGGGUUGGAGUAUGAUACUUCCUGCGUUUGCUCGGAUGAUGAGGAAGAUGAGGAGGAGGAUGGUGAGGAGGAUGAGGAGGAUGAGGAUGAUGAUGAGGAGGAUGAGGAUGAGGAUGAGGAGUCUGAAGACGAGGAGACUGAAGAUGAGAUGUCCACAAGAGGGCGGCCAACGAAGAGAGCGAGUACCAAGGGUCGGCACGCGAGGGAUGAUUCCACCUUAACCGUGCUAGCGAGGUCAUUAAAGGAAAGUCUCGUUGCGCUGCGUGUGCAAGAACUAAAGAAAGCCGCCCAAGACAACGAGAAGAACCGCCCACCACCCCUCUGGAAAACCAUCUCAAAGCAAUUCCUCAUCCUCCUCCUCCUCUCUGUCGCUGCAUUCACAACAGUCUGGGUGGUCAACGAAGUGCACUACCGCGGCGGCCUGCCCUAUGUAAAGUUGUUCAGAGGGUAA